Molecule: messenger RNA, 1551 nt
Organism: Penicillium brevicompactum
Lineage: Eukaryota; Fungi; Ascomycota; Eurotiomycetes; Eurotiales; Aspergillaceae
Exons: 4
Coding region: 1-1551 (516 amino acids)
Source: RefSeq, a predicted model, not a curated record
AUGACGUGCGGCCGCCGAAUCCAGUUCGAGGGUAACGAUGCUGAUUACAUUCAAUUCCUUGAAGCGCGAGUUCUCCAUUUGGAGAACAUUUUUCUCCGGUCAUCUCCUCAUCAAGACCGCGGUCGAAACAAUCAUUUCACAGGGAUCCAAGGGGAUUUGAGCCAAGCCAACCAUAUGUGUGGUGUAGCCGAGGGCAGCAGAAGGCAAAUUAGUGAAUCAAGCAGCAGUAUCCAAGAAGAAGGGUUGGGAGACGAAACGAGGCUAGCAUUCUCAGGCCGAAGAGCUAGCCAGGAUGACAGCAACACAGGUGGCAGCACAUUUGAAAUCAUCGAGUUCCGUCCAUCAUACGAUAUAAAUCUCAAUUCGAAGAAAAGAACAAGAGAUACGCCGGGCCAGGGCGCAAAGGGCCAGCUUCAGAUACUCUCCAGUUUCACAUCCUUUGUCCGAAAUCUACCCCAGUCGAGCACAUGGAAAAAGUGGAUUUCUGUGUGUGAUCCAAAACGUGCAGCGCUUCUUCGUGGGUUAGUACAGGGCUUUGCUCCAUCUGAUGAGCCCAAGGUGAUGCUCAAUAAGACAUCCAAGUGUACAACGAUUUCUAUUCUGCACGAGUACGUCGCUUUGACAGCUGUCGAAAGCAAAGAUGACGUGUAUGAGUCCAUGCGGGAGGUUUUUGGAUCCGAUGCCUAUUCAAAACGGUUCGAGGCGCUAAUUCGUGGUGCAAAAUGGGUUAAUAAAGCCAUAUCUCUUUUAUCUCAAACCAGGUGGGAUUUACGAAGCUGGGACAUUUUUCUUGUUGGAUAUACAUACACAAAAGUCGAGUCACAUCGUGCUCUCUUCAAUGAUGCCUUCCAACCAUCGUAUCGGCCUGAAGAGUUUUCAUGGAGCACAGGCACCGAUCUAUCGGAUAUCUCCGCUGUUGAAAAUCAACAUACGACGAGGGCGUCGAGGCCAAUCGCAACGGCCGGAGCCACCACCGAUGGCGAGUAUCAAAGGACAUCGAAUCAAUUUCAAGGCCGACCAACACCGGGAGUGCCCCAAUCGGAAAAUGAGUUUGACGGGUUAUUCAGAAAUAUGCCUAGCUUGCCAGGCAGUAUAGAUGGCCAAGCCCAUCCGGUGGAUCCCGAACCCGGUGAACCUACAACAGUGGGCGACAACCUUGAGAUGAACAACCCAUGGCUCAACACAUACCUUAACCCUCAACCCAGCAGGUCAGCGCCACGGAUAGGGAGCUUUGGUAGAGGCGAGGCGUGGUUCAGCACAUACCCGAAUCCACACCUCAGCGAGGCAGGCAGCCUUGGGACAAGCGAUGUGUGGUUCAGCACAUACCCAAAUCCGCAGCUCGGAGAGUCGGCGCCACAGGGAGGAAGCUUCGGUACAGGCGAGGCGUGGUUCAGCACAUACCUUAAUCCACACCUCGGCGAGGCAGGCAGCCUUGGGACAAGCGAUGUGUGGUUCAGCACAUACCCAAAUCCGCAGCUCGGAGAGUCGACGCCACAGGGAGGGGGCUUCGGUACAGGCGAGGCGUGGUUCAGCACAUACCAAAACUCUUAG